AUGGUUAAUGAUCAGGAAAUAUCUUUUCAAAGAUUUGUUUUACUAAUUGAAGCAUUAAAAGAGAUUGAAUUAGAAAUAAAAAUUAAUGAUACAUAUGAAAAUGGUUCAAGAAUAGGAUUAAAAUAUUUUUUAAUAUUUUAUAACAAUAAACUUGAAGCAUUGAUACCAUCAAAAAUGAAAAAUUACAUAAAUCAAGAGUUAGAAACAUAUAAAUUAAUGAAUAAUUCAUUAAAAAUUGUAUUUCUUAGUUUAAUUAAAGAUGCUUCCUCUUUUGAAAAAUACUUAUUACAACUUAUAAAGUAUGCUGAAGUUUUGAAUUUAGAACCAAUUUCAGUUGUUACAAUAUUUAUUUCAAAUACAAGUAACUAUUUAACUGAUGAAGAAGAAAUUCUAUCUUACAAAGAAUUAGGUUUUGAUUUAGAAAAUUGGAAAUUAUUUACAAAAUUUUUAGACAACAAAUAUGGAUUUAAUCAAACUAAUAACACCACAAAUAUGUUUUCUGAGAAUAUAUCUAAUUUUGAUUUUACUUCUAAUAAUUACACAAAUAAGAGUAUAUUGUUUUAUGAUAAAAAAAUUAAAUUACCACUAAAAACGAGUACUCCAAAAAUGAGUCAAAUCUCACUUUACAAUAGUCAAGAUUUUGAUAAUCUAUCAAAUGUGAUAUUUGAAAGUACCAUUAAAAAUAGUCAAAGUUAUAUAAAAAAAGAAGAAACUUCAUUCAUUUCAUGUUUAGAAAAUGAUGAUAAUUUGAUGAAUAUAUUAAAAGAAAACUCAAAAACAAAUAACGGCAAACAGAUAAAUGAUAUCAAAGGUAAAAUUUCAAGUUUUUUUAUGGAAAAUCCAAAAUUAAAUGUGAAGUAUAAAGAAAUUACACAAAAAAAUCAAUACAAUAGUAUAAUCCACCAUAAACAAGAUGGUAAAUUUUAUCUUGAAUUUUAUAAAGUUAAUAAUAGACAUGGUUUUAUAUAUCAUUUUUAUGGAUUUUCAAAUAAUGUUCCAGUAAAUGGAAUUGUUAAAAGGACAACAAAGGCAAAAGAAUUUCAAACAACUAAAAUGCUUUCAAUUUUAAGUAUUUUAAAUACAACUGAAAAAUAUGGAUUAAAAUCAAUAAUGAUAUUUCAUAGUGAUAAAACAUUACAUGAAAAAAUUAAAGACUAUGAAAAAUCUUUAAAUGCUACUGAAAAUUUAGUCUAUAAGAAGAUAAAAGAAAUUAGCUUGCAUGUUGAAGUUUUUAUAAUUUUAAUUAAUGAGGAAGUAAAAAUUGAGGAAAUGGAAUUGAUAUUAUUUACUUCAAUGAAAUUGAUACCUAAUAUAGAAUUUGAAAAAAAAAAUUAUAAGUCUAGUAAUGUUGGAUUACCUUUAUGUAUCUAUUUAUAA
This is a messenger RNA of Strongyloides ratti, 1377 nucleotides long. RefSeq lists its product as hypothetical. NCBI's taxonomy places the organism in Eukaryota, Metazoa, Nematoda, Chromadorea, Rhabditida, Strongyloididae. The record is from RefSeq and is a predicted model, not a curated record. The transcript has a single exon. The coding region runs from base 1 to 1377 and encodes 458 amino acids.